Messenger RNA from Triticum dicoccoides, 1124 nucleotides. Its product is annotated as farnesyl pyrophosphate synthase-like. The record is from RefSeq and is a predicted model, not a curated record. Gene Ontology annotation, cellular component: cytoplasm. Gene Ontology annotation, biological process: trans, trans-farnesyl diphosphate biosynthetic process. NCBI's taxonomy places the organism in Eukaryota, Viridiplantae, Streptophyta, Magnoliopsida, Poales, Poaceae. Bases 9 to 926 code for a protein of 305 amino acids. The transcript is spliced from 12 exons. Gene Ontology annotation, molecular function: dimethylallyltranstransferase activity; (2E,6E)-farnesyl diphosphate synthase activity.
UCGACCGCAUGCUGGAUUACAAUGUCCUAGGAGGAAAGUGCAACCGUGGGCUCUCUGUCAUCGAUAGCUACAAGACAUUGAAAGGUGUAGAUGUUUUGAGGAAGGAGGAGACAUUUCUUGCCUGCACCCUUGGUUGGUGUAUUGAAUGGCUUCAAGCAUAUUUUCUUGUGCUUGAUGAUAUCAUGGACAACUCCCAGACACGACGGGGCCAGCCUUGCUGGUUUAGGGUGCCUCAGGUUGGCCUUAUUGCUGUAAACGAUGGGAUUAUCCUUCGCAACCAUAUUUCACGGAUCCUUCAACGCCACUUCAGAGGAAAACCGUAUUAUGUUGAUCUCAUUGAUUUGUUCAAUGAGGUUGAAUUCAAGACAGCUUCAGGGCAGUUGUUGGAUCUUAUCACUACUCACGAGGGAGAAAAGGAUCUCACAAAAUAUAACUUGAAUGUUCACCGGCGCAUUGUGCAAUACAAGACAGCGUACUAUUCAUUUUAUCUUCCGGUUGCAUGUGCAUUGCUGCUGUCGGGUGAGAAUUUGGAUAACUUCGGCGAUGUAAAGAACAUUCUUGUUGAAAUGGGAACAUACUUUCAAGUUCAGGAUGAUUAUCUAGAUUGUUUUGGAGAUCCUGAAUCUAUUGGCAAGAUUGGAACUGACAUUGAAGACUACAAGUGUUCCUGGUUAGUUGUGCAAGCUCUUGAGCAUGCAGAUGAGAGCCAAAAGGGCAUUCUACUUGAAAAUUAUGGGAAGUCAGAUCCAGAGUCUGUUGCAAAAGUGAAGGAUCUGUAUAAAGAACUUGAUCUGGAGACGGCAUUUCACAAGUAUGAGCGGGAGAGCUACAAUAAGCUGAUCGCCGACAUCGAGGCCCAGCCAAGCAAAGCUGUUCAGCAAGUUUUGAUGUCUUUCCUGGAGAAGAUCUACAAGAGGCAGAAGUAGAGCUAAGCUCUUGGAGAGGUUGUUGUGCCUUUCCGUGCUUUGGUAACUUGUUCCAUGUUCUGUGUGUGUUGGUCUUAUUACCAUAAUGUACAGCGUGUUAUUCCUUCCAACAAUAAACUACGGUGCUAUUUUUUAGUGGUGCGUGAACCUGCUGUGCCAUAACCAUGUUAUUUGAAGCUCUCUAAUGUUUUUCUAGCC